Geodia barretti is the source of this 2612-nucleotide messenger RNA. NCBI's taxonomy places the organism in Eukaryota, Metazoa, Porifera, Demospongiae, Tetractinellida, Geodiidae. The record is from the annotation of a GenBank genome assembly.
AAAGAUCAGUGUCUCCAAGAAGUGAAGCGAAGAAGGCAAACUCUGAAGCUGAGAGAGCUGUGGCUGCGGUAUGGACACCGUUGCAGCGUUACCGCCGGAAGACCCCGAGCUAUUUAUCCCCAACAUUUCGUCCGAGGCAAGCGACGGAGCGACUAUUCUGCCUGCCAUCGCCAUAGCUCCUCCUCUGGUGGCCCACGCCGGCAGAGCCUACGUGGACCGCAUCCCUGGUGGACCCAUCUUCCAGUCCUACACCACUCUCUGCACACAGGUGCAGCUGCACACGACUUUCCACUACCCGCCAACACCUCCCGUGGAGGGAGAUGGUUGCUCGGCCGACAAGCUACAUGUCGUGGCGGACACGGCGCUGGCCUUAGCCGACGCGGCGGCAAUGCACGAUGUGAAGGCCGCGGUACUGCAAGGCCCGAGCCCCCAGACACAGCAGUUCCACAGUCUCCCGACUCCGCCGACCCCGGAGCUGUCUGUGGCGUCUCUGCAGCAGCAGAUGACUGGAGGAGAGCUGGUCUCGGCCUCGUCCAGCCAUAGCUGUCAGCCCGCCGCCGACACCCCUGCCUACGGGGCCGAGCCUUCCAAACAGCAGCUCUACCAGUGGCAGGCGACGAACUCCAACUUCUGCGUGAUGGGUCCGUCGCAGUUCGCGGCUCCAACGCAGGCAGCUGCGUUCCCUGCACGUCGUCCGCCACCCCUCUACUACCAGGCGACCUCGGAGAAGACUAGUGCCGUUGCGGCUCAGGUUCAGUCGGGUCCUCUGCGCAGCCCCAUGUCGGAGUUUGUGGUGAUGAAGGAGUGCAUUGACGGCACCUUGUCCUACAACCCGAACCGUAACUGUUCCAACUGCGGGGCUACCUCGACUCCUCUCUGGAGGAGAAAUCCUGAGGGCAAGUACCUCUGCAACGCCUGUGGUCUCUACUAUAGAGUCAAUGGAACUAACAGAAACAACACCCAGAAGAAGAAGAAAACCAAUCUGAAGUGUAUGAACAACAAGUGUUCCAAUUGCGGCACCACUAAGACAGUUCUGUGGCGGAGAAUGGAGAACGGAGAUCCGGUCUGCAACCCAUGCGGUCUUACUACAAACUCAACGGAUACAACAGACCUCUGACUCUGGUGAAGGAUACAAUUCAGACCAGAAACCGCAAGUCCACUGGCAAAUCAUCCAAGAAAUCCAAAAGCAAGAAAAGCAAUCACCUCUCCCUUCCUCCCAUCCUCUCUGCGUCUGUCUCCCUUGGCAACGGGACCACACCCACGGGAGAUGGUCGUAGAUUCGUCCUGCCUUCGCCUGUGUCGACGUCGCAGUACGAUACGAGGUUUGAUGUAGUUGGGUAUGCUCCUGCCUUCUCCCAGCCAUCUUCUUAUCCGUCCCUGCCUCCCUACCUCCCCUCCCCUUCUCUCCACAUUGCUGCCAGGGACGCAGAAGACAUGAAACCCACCAAAACUUUUGCCUUCUCUUUCCAGUCACCAGCCACCUCCACCAUUGCCCCCGACAACAAAACUCCCCCCGCCCACCGUGGUGUUGUCCAUGGAAACGGGGUUGAGGUAGGUGGGGAGGGAGGAAUUGCGGGAAUGACUGCCAUCAAUCCGUCGCAGUACUCAGCCUUCUCACCGUUUGCGUCGGAUGCUGCCAGUGGGUUGUCUCCCCUCCACUGCUCCCCUCACACCCCACUCCACUCGGCUCCAUCCCACCACCCCAUGCAACCACAGGUCAUAAUGUGAUAAACUAUUGGGGCAGCACUUAUUUUCCCAGUCGCACCUUUGAAUUGCUACCACUGAUGAAAAGCUAUCUGUUCCACCAAUAAACAAUGCACAGGUUUGGGUGACAUAAUUAAUAAUAUUAUCCCCCCAAUACAGUGACACACUUGUACAGACUUAAUAAUUAGGACAGAAAGUCACACUUCCUUGUCACAGUGUAAAAUUGUUCAUUAUGUAAGUCUCAAUCACAUAUCACACAUUGCAGCACCCCCUCCCUAAACUCACUUUCUCACCCAUCCCAAGUCACUUCAAUCUUCACCCACUCCCCAAGUCACUUCUUCACCCACUUCACCACCUCCCCAAUUCGUGGAACAGCUAUCACUUGCAUCAAAUCACUUACAUCUUUCCCCUCUUCCCUCAUCCCACUCACCCAAUGCACACUGUAUCACUUACUCAAAAAAUGGGUAUGGCCUUGUAUUAGAAGCCACACCCACCAGGUAAUUAAUAAACACUGUCACUCCCAUAAAGUGUGUUUUUGUACAUUUUCUACUUAUCGUCAGAUUUUUAGUGAUAAUAUGAGAGAGUCAAAUGUAUAUAGUCACGGUUGGUGUGUCUACUGGGUGAGUGGGUGUGGCUUGUACUGCUCCACUCUCGCAAGAAGGGAGUCCGAAUAGCCAGGUGAAUAGUACCUGUGGAUACGUUGUGGUGUAACAGACUGAGACGUCGGUCACAGGUAGGCGGGGCCAACACGUACCUUACUAUCUCCUCAGGAUAGCAGCUGUUGAUGACUCGGAUGUGCUCUGCCAGAACAGAGCCAGGCUGGCUGCUGAUCUCCUGGACCUGUGGAGUAGUAAACUCUCUCCUAGCUGUAACCUUCUCUUCACGAUCCCCACCUUUUUCAGUCCUCC